Messenger RNA from Aspergillus ochraceoroseus IBT 24754, 495 nucleotides. RefSeq lists its product as uncharacterized. The record is from RefSeq and is a predicted model, not a curated record. Lineage: Eukaryota; Fungi; Ascomycota; Eurotiomycetes; Eurotiales; Aspergillaceae. The transcript is spliced from 3 exons. Bases 1 to 495 code for a protein of 164 amino acids.
AUGGCUCGCGAUGGACCCGGCACGCCUCUUGUCGCUCCCCUUUGGGAACCAAAAGGGGUUGAAGUUUUCAACCAAUCAUUCCGAGGGGUCAUGACACCUUCUCCGAACUCCUCAAAUUCUACAGACAACGAUGAGGUAAGAAAAAUCGCACCAUCUGUCGAUGCCAAUUUAAAAUCCCCGAAAAUCCCCCGCUCAAUUUGGACGUUCGGGCGGAGGAUUCCGGGCAGGGAAUUUCCCACCGAGGUCGAUGCUAUACACACUUGUCUCUUGGACUGGAUUCCCCGGAUCAAGAAUAGUUGCUUCAUUUCCGUCCAGCUUCAGGGCGCAAUUUACAUCCCUCUAGACAAAGCGGCUCUUCGUUAUAGAAUCAAUCAUAUUGCUGCUGGUCGGCUGGAUCUAGACUACCUCCUAGACCGUCACGAACUACAGGCAAGUUAUUGCUGGACUUGUCGCAAUACCGGGGCUCUGAUUGAACUUGCCCUCGGGAACGGGUAG